AUGCCCUCCUCGGCACCGCAGUCUCAAGCUUCUAUGCUCGCCGCAAUCACUACGGAUCUGGAUAAAAUAGCCCCCAGAUUCGAGAUCCAUCCGGAUCAAAUACAGAUAUUGAAAACGCCCGCGGAAUUCUACGAGACUCUCAAACAUAAAAUCUCCCACGCCCAAACUCGAAUCUACCUCAGCACUCUCUACGUCGGCACAGCCGAACACGACCUCAUCUCAACAAUCCGCUCCGCCCUCCAGCGCAACCCUAACCUGCGCAUCUCUAUCCUAACCGACGCCCUACGUGGCACGCGGGAAGCCCCCAACCCGUCCUGCGCCUCGCUCCUGGCCCCUCUGAUCGCCGAGUUCGGCGACAGAGUUGAAGUCCGCAUGUUCCACACGCCCAAUCUCACCGGCUUAAGGAAGAAAGCCGUGCCUAAGAGGAUCAACGAGGGCUGGGGCCUGCAACACAUGAAGCUGUACGGCGUCGACGACGAAGUCAUCAUCUCGGGCGCAAACCUGAGUAGCGACUAUUUCACCAACCGCCAGGAUCGGUACCACCUGUUCAAGUCGGCGGAGCUAACCAGCUACUUCGGGAAGAUCCACGACGGCGUCUGCGACCUGUCCUUCGCAAUCCACCCAGACAAGUCAGAAGCAGCAGGCUACACCAUGGCCUGGCCAUCUUCCAACCCCGCGCCCUGCCCCCUUUCCUCCCCAUCCGCCUUCAAAUCCUCCGCCUCAAAACACCUCUCCCACCUCCUCCUCCCCUCCAACUCCCCGCCCACAACCCCCUCCACCACCACCACCACCACCACAACAACAACAACAACAACAACAACAACAACAACAACAACAACAACAACAAUCUACCCCAUCCUCUCCCUCGUCCCCCUCCUCCACACCUCCACCGAACUCCCCGCCCUCACCACCAUCCUCACCGCCCUCGCCCGCCCGCCCUUCCACCCCAGCACCUGGACCUUCACCGCCGGCUACUUCAACAUGACGCCCUCCUUCCGGCGCCUGCUGAUCGCCACGCGCCCCGCGCACGGCACCGUGCUGACCGCGCACCCGCACGCGAACGGCUUCUUCGGCUCCAAGGGCGUCAGCGGCAUGCUGCCGGACGCGUACACGCACCUGGCGAAGAUGUUCCUGCGCCGUGUGCGCUACGAGGGCCUCUCGCAGCACAUCGAGCUGCGCGAGUGGAAGCGCGGCAAGAUCGGCGAGCAGGACGGCUGGACCUACCACGCCAAGGGCAUCUGGGUCACCCUGCCGUCCUCCGAACCGGAGAAGCCGCCUGCGCCGUCGGCGAAGGAAGAGGAUCCGUGUCUUACGGUCGUCGGGUCGAGUAACUACACCAAGCGCUCGUAUGAGCUCGAUCUGGAGGCUAAUGUCGUCAUCGCGACGUCUGACCCGGGACUGCGAAGGAGACUGGGAGAGGAGGUGCGGUGGCUGGGCGAGUACGCGAAACCGGUUGAUGAGAGCGAGUUUGAGAAGCCGGAGCGGAAAGUGAGCGUUGGAGUUAAGCUGAGCAUGUGGCUUGUACGGGUACUAGGUGGGGCUUUGUAA
Trematosphaeria pertusa is the source of this 1548-nucleotide messenger RNA. RefSeq names its product CDP-diacylglycerol-glycerol-3-phosphate 3-phosphatidyltransferas-like protein. Gene Ontology annotation, biological process: cardiolipin biosynthetic process. The transcript has 2 exons. Gene Ontology annotation, cellular component: mitochondrion. Bases 1 to 1548 code for a protein of 515 amino acids. NCBI's taxonomy places the organism in Eukaryota, Fungi, Ascomycota, Dothideomycetes, Pleosporales, Trematosphaeriaceae. Gene Ontology annotation, molecular function: CDP-diacylglycerol-glycerol-3-phosphate 3-phosphatidyltransferase activity. The record is from RefSeq and is a predicted model, not a curated record.